Molecule: messenger RNA, 1454 nt
Organism: Passer montanus (Eurasian tree sparrow)
Lineage: Eukaryota; Metazoa; Chordata; Aves; Passeriformes; Passeridae
Gene: ENTR1
Product: endosome associated trafficking regulator 1
Exons: 6
Coding region: 26-937 (303 amino acids)
Biological process (GO): regulation of cytokinesis; positive regulation of protein localization to cilium; positive regulation of cilium assembly
Cellular component (GO): ciliary basal body; midbody; recycling endosome
Source: RefSeq, a predicted model, not a curated record
GCAGGCUCCGCGCCUCAGCCACGCCAUGGCCGCCGCCAUCUUGCCGCCACCGGGAGCGCGCGGUCAGGGGGCGGGGCCGCGCCUCAGGGCGGCUCCGCGAUUGGGCGCGGCGGCGGAGAGCGCGCGCUCAUUGGUCCGCUGCGAGCGGGAGGCCCCGCCCCGCGCCGCCCUCAGGCGGCCAUGGCGGCGCCGGCGCUGCAGCCGCUGCCGGGGGCUCCGGCCGAGCCCAACCCCUUCUCCUUCCGCGAGUUCGUCCGCUCCAAGUGCCGCGGCGGGGACGCGCAGCCCGCUGUCCCCUCCGCAGGCCGGGCCCGCGGUGCCGCCGCUGCCCGCGGUGCCCGCGGGGUCGGGGGACGAGCAGGAGGAUGAGGAUGAGGAAUGGAGCGACAGCUACCAGCCGCUGGCCGUGGAGCAGGCGCACCUGGGCAGCGCCGGAGCCGCGGCGGGGCCGGGCCGGGCCCCGAGCUACGAGCAGCUAAAAGAAGAGAAUGCUGUCUUGAGAAGCAAGAUCAAUAAGCUUCAGAUUCUGGCUGAAACUCAAGCAGACAAGAUGAGGAAGCUUGAGAAGAAGCUUGAGGAAAACAAAAUCAAAGAAGAGAAGGAAGCACAGGAUUUGGAAGCAAUGGUGCAGCAUGUGGAGCAGAACCUGCAGCUGAUGACUAAAAGGGCUGCCAAGGCUGAGAACAGUGCUGCCAAACUGAGGCAGGAGAAUGCCCAGCUGCAGGCAGCUGCUGUCUGGGGCAGAAUCCCUGCAGCUCGUGGCCGAUCUCCUGAACUCCAUAGACAGAAUCUCCGAGGUGGCAGAGCAGGAGCAGUGAGCGCCUCACGCAGCACGCAGGACUUUGUUUUCAUACGGAAACCAUUACUAAAAAGUGAAUUUUUCAUACUUGGCCUCAUUCUGACGCGUCAAACUGCACACCUGGCUCUCCAUCCCUGAGCCGGCAGCGCCGCUCCCGCGGGGCCGGGAGCGCGGCCCCUCCUCCGGGACACCGGCGGGCGGAGCGCCGCGGGCUCGGCUGCGGCUCCCGCUGCCGCUCGGUGCUCGGCCGGGGACGGGGAAGGCCCGUGGGGCGGUGGCGGUUCCCGGUGCCACUGCAGGCGGGGUCCCGGUGUCCCGGUGCCACUGCAGGCCAUGUCCUGGUGUCAUUGAAGUCUGUAUCCCACUGUCCCAGUGCCAUUGAAAGCCAUGCCCCAAUGUCCCCGUGCCAUUAAAGGCCGUGUCCCCAUGUCCUGGUGCCACUGAACGCUGAUGUCCCGGUAUCCCGGUGUCACUGCAGGCCCUGUCCCCGUGUCCCGGUGCCACUGUAGGCCGUGUCGCGGUGUCCCGGUACCGCUGCAGGCCGUGUCCGGUGUCCCCGUGUCACUGCAGGCCGUGUCGCGGUGUCCUGGUGCCAUUGAAGGCCGUGUCCGGUGUCCCCGUGUCACUGCAGGCCGUGUCCGUGUCCCUGUCCCGG